Molecule: messenger RNA, 439 nt
Organism: Microthlaspi erraticum
Lineage: Eukaryota; Viridiplantae; Streptophyta; Magnoliopsida; Brassicales; Brassicaceae
Source: the annotation of a GenBank genome assembly
GCUGUGUCCUUCAUCGUGUUCCUUGCAAUACGCGAGCAUCGGUGGCACAACCUUGUAUGUGGUGAUGUUUCUAAUGUUACACUUCCCGACCACUAUUCGCAUCUACAAGGAACAUGAGCCUCCUUUACCUGGUACAAGAACGCUCUUCUCCCUCAUUCCUAUGACAGCCAUUUAUUACAUCUCCUUCAAUUACCCAACUGUGGAGGUCUUGGUCUACAUCUAUUCCAUGUUCGCUUUUGGGUUUGCCAUGUUCCAUCUCAAUUCUCCUAUGGAAAUUCAACACGCACGCUGCACCUUGAUUUUUGGAUUACAUAUCGGUUUCUCCGGACGCCUGAUAGGUCAACUCUGUGGCACGGUCUCGUGUCCAUUGGUGCCUUCUUUUUUUUGGAUUUAUUUUCACGCCAGGCUCCUCUCUAUGAUCAAUGGCAUCUCUAUUUAG